Molecule: messenger RNA, 1470 nt
Organism: Pyrenophora tritici-repentis Pt-1C-BFP
Lineage: Eukaryota; Fungi; Ascomycota; Dothideomycetes; Pleosporales; Pleosporaceae
Product: TagD, Cytidylyltransferase
Biological process (GO): phosphatidylethanolamine biosynthetic process
Cellular component (GO): cytoplasm
Molecular function (GO): ethanolamine-phosphate cytidylyltransferase activity
Source: RefSeq, a predicted model, not a curated record
AUGCAGCGCAGACAGAGCGCCCGAGGAGAGUGGAUUCCUUCGGAAGGCUCCUGGCCCGUCGACCCGCAGCAGGAUGUUGAAGUUUCGCCGCAGCGCAUUUGGGUCGAUGGCUGUUUCGACUUUGCGCAUCACGGCCAUGCCGGAGCCAUGCUGCAAGCCCGCCAGUUGGGCGACGAGCUCUACGUCGGCGUCCACUCGGAUGAGUCCAUCAUGGAGAACAAGGGGCCCACGGUGAUGCGCCUGGACGAGCGUGUUGCCGCCGUCGAAGCCUGCCGAUGGGCCACCAAAGCCGUUCCGCGAGCUCCCUAUGUAACCUCGUUGCCCUGGAUCACCCACUACGGCUGCCAGUACGUCGUCCACGGCGAUGACAUCACCUCCGACAGCGACGGCAAGGACUGCUACCGCUAUGUCAAGGCCGCCGGCAGGUUCAAGGUGGUGAAGCGCACGCCCGGUAUCUCCACAACCGAUCUCGUCGGUCGCAUGCUACUAUGCACAAAGUCGCACUUUAUCCCCUCGCUGGAGAAGAGGCUGUCGGGCGACGAUGGCCCGGGCGACGAAGCCGAGCGCACAAAGUCUGGCGAGGAAAUGCUCCAGCGCAUCAAGGACUACGCCACCGACGCCUCGGGCAAGGCCCCUGGUUGCCAUGUGUGGUAUUGGCACGCCUCCAAGCCCGUCAAGCUGCGGAGGACGACUACCAGCAACACGGUGACAUCCCCGACUACGCCCCGCCCUGGCACCACGCGCAUCGACUCGACGGCCUCACAGCUCGGACCUGUAAAAGAAGAAAAGGGCAAGUUCCACGAACUGGUCAAGGGCAAGGGCGUCAAGCCAGGCCAGCGAGUCGCAUACGUAGACGGAGGCUGGGACCUAUUCUCCUCUGGCCACAUCGAAUUCCUGCGCCACGUCACCCAGGUCGAAGAAGAGAAUGCAAAGGAUAAUGGAUGGUACACCGAGGAAGCGCAAAAAGAGCGCAUAGAGAAAGCAGGCGAGGACUACGGCCCCGUCUUCCUCAUCGCCGGUAUCCACGACGAUGAAGUCAUCAACCACUGGAAAGGUAUAAACUACCCCAUCAUGAACAUUUUCGAGCGCGGCCUCUGCGUCCUACAAUGCAAGUACGUCCACGCCGUCAUCUUCGGCGCCCCCUUCUCCCUCAGCAAAGCCUUCCUCCACACGCUCCCCUACUCCGAACCCCUCACUAUCUACCACGGAAAAACCACCUUCAUGCCCCUCGCCUUCGACCCCUACGCCGUGCCCAAGGCCCUAAACAUUUACCGCGAGAUUGCAAACCACGAGUUCCAAAACGUCAAUGCCGCUGAGAUUGUUGCCCGCAUUAUGAAGGGUAGGGCCCUGUACGAAGAGAGGCAGCGCAAGAAGGGCGAGAAGGGCAUGACGGAGGAGGUGGAGAAGAUUAGGCAGGAGAUGGAGAGGGAACAGAAGAGGAAGGAGGUUGAGAGUCAGUUUGGCUUGUAG